AUGCAUGAUUAUAUUCGUUGGUCCUUGGGUGAGGGGAAGAUCAGCUUCUGGGAUGAUGUCUGGCUUGGGGCUAACCCCAUCCGGAGUCUGUGUGUCCCGGGAAAUGAUCCUCCUCAAUCUCAGGCCGUUGUAUCAUAUUGGCAUGAGCAUGCAUGGGAUGAGGAUAUGCUGCAGAGUUUAUCUUUCAGGUUUGGCGUACCUCCAGAUGUGAUAGACCAGAUCAGAGCCACGCCGAUUGAGUUGGGGGCGAAGGAUGUGAGGCGAUGGAGUCUGACUAGCCAUGGCGAGUUCUCUGUAACCUCAGCCUGGGAGAGCAUUCGGACUAGACUGCCAAAGAAGGAGAUUUUUUGGCUUAUCUGGAACCAAGGGUUGACCCCUGCCAUCUCUGUGUUCAUUUGGAGGUUGUUAUUUGGUAGGUUGCCGGUGGAUGAGAAGCUGCAGAGGAGGGGGUUUGAGUUAGCGUCUAGGUGUCAGUGUUGUCGGUCUCCUUCAGUCGAGUCUCUUAGCCAUGUCACUCACCACCUGCACGUGCUUGUCUUGGCUGGCAAGAUCACCUCGACCCACUGGAGGGGAUGUUCGCCGUUGGUUGAUUUCAUGCCUUUCUCCCCCAGACAGCGUGUUCUGCGGUCACUCAUGGUCCUAUGGCAUCCCCCUAAUGCCCCUUGGGUAAAGCUAAACACUGACGGUGCCUUCUCUACAUCGACAAUGGAGGCGGGGGAGGGAGGAGUGGUUCGAGGCCCUGAUGGAGGACUUCUGCGUGCCUUCUGUGCUCCAAUAGCUGUAUCAUUGAGCUUUGAGGCGGAGCUGUUGGCUCUGAUUCGGGGGUUCGAGAUGGCUAUGGAGCUUUCGACACACAUCUGGAUUGAGCUUGACUCAGCGGCUCUGGUUACCUUGUUGUCAUCUGGACAGCUUGACGCUGCGGAUUUCAGACAUCACAUGGCUUUGAUCCGGAGUAUGACUGCUCAGCGGCAUGUUCGGUUCUCACACAUCUACAGAGAAGGGAACCGAGCUGCUGACUUUCUUGCAGGUAGGGGGGUUCAGACCCCUGCCUUUACUUAUUAUGAUCCAACCUCUGCGCCUCGGUUUCUGCAGGUGCUGGUUAGGAUGGACUAG
Messenger RNA from Salvia splendens (bonfire salvia), 1113 nucleotides. RefSeq lists its product as uncharacterized. Gene Ontology annotation, molecular function: RNA-DNA hybrid ribonuclease activity; nucleic acid binding. The transcript is spliced from 2 exons. The record is from RefSeq and is a predicted model, not a curated record. The coding region runs from base 1 to 1113 and encodes 370 amino acids. NCBI's taxonomy places the organism in Eukaryota, Viridiplantae, Streptophyta, Magnoliopsida, Lamiales, Lamiaceae.